This is a messenger RNA of Aspergillus pseudoviridinutans, 3204 nucleotides long. Its product is annotated as Na+/H+ antiporter Nha1. The transcript has a single exon. Gene Ontology annotation, molecular function: sodium:proton antiporter activity. NCBI's taxonomy places the organism in Eukaryota, Fungi, Ascomycota, Eurotiomycetes, Eurotiales, Aspergillaceae. Bases 1 to 3204 code for a protein of 1067 amino acids. Gene Ontology annotation, cellular component: plasma membrane. Gene Ontology annotation, biological process: proton export across plasma membrane; regulation of membrane potential; intracellular potassium ion homeostasis. The record is from RefSeq and is a predicted model, not a curated record.
AUGGCGUGGGAUCAUUUGGACAUCGAUAAGCCUCAUCUGGCGUACAUGAUCCUCGGAGGCUUCACCGGGCUGUUCAUGCUUUGCUCCCUCUUCGUCAAGGAGAAACUGUACAUUGGUGAAGCAACUGUGGCCACACUGUGUGGUAUCAUCUUUGGUCCUCAUGCCGCCAAUCUGUUCAACCCCGGCGAAUGGGGCAAUGUCGACAAAAUUACCCUCGAAUGUUCGCGCAUCGUCCUCGUCGUCCAGUGUUUCGCCGUCGGUGUCGAGUUGCCCAAAGCGUACAUGGAACGUCAUUGGAGAUCUGUCUGUCUCUUGCUCGUUCCCGUGAUGACUUGGGGCUGGUUGGUCACUAGUCUGUUCAUUUGGUGGAUGGUGCCUCCUCUCAACUGGCUGGAAAGUCUCGUAUGCGCUGCUUGCGUGACAGCUACCGACCCUGUCUUGGCCUCUUCGGUUGUCGGUAAGGGUAAAUUCGCCAAGCGAGUCCCCAAACAUCUGCGAGAUCUUUUGUCCGCCGAGUCCGGCUGCAACGACGGCAUGGCCUUCCCGUUCAUCUAUCUCGCGUUCUAUAUCUUCCGCUAUCGCCCCGAUGCAGGAAAGGUGUCGCUCAAUUGGUUCUGUGUGACGAUUCUCUAUGAGUGUAUCUUUGGCGCAGUCUAUGGUUUCAUGAUCGGAUAUCUUGCUCGCCAUGCCAUCAAGUUCGCCGAGCGUAAGCAGUUGAUCGAUCGCGAGAGCUUCCUGGUCUUCUAUUUCGUCCUGGCCGUGUUCUGCGCCGGCUCUGGAAGUUUGCUGGGCAUGGAUGAUCUUCUGAUAGGCUUUGCUUGCGGCGUUGGCUUCAGCAACGAUGGCUGGUUCACUGAAAAGACCGAGGAGUCUCACGUAUCCAACGUCAUUGACUUGCUUCUCAAUCUGGCUUACUUUGUCUAUUUCGGAUCUAUUAUCCCCUGGGAGGACUACAACAACCCGGAUAUCGGCCUCGUGCCCUGGAGGCUCGUUGUCAUAGCGAUUCUGGUCAUCUUCUUCCGCCGGAUUCCGAUCAUGAUGAUAUUGAAACCAAUCAUACCAGACGUGAAAACAUGGCGUGAGGCUCUUUUCGCAGGCCAUUUCGGACCCAUCGGUGUCGGUGCCAUCUUCGCCGCAAUCCUAACCAGGGCUGAACUCGAAAAUGAUAGCACUCAGCCGUUGGCUGAGUCGCAACUGCCCAAACCCGGGUCCCCCGACUAUUAUAUAGUGCAGCUGAUCUGGCCUAUCACCACCUUUAUGGUCAUCUCAUCCAUUUUGGUGCACGGCUCGUCGAUUGCCGUCUUUACCCUUGGAAAGCGUAUCAAUACCUUGACCAUCACGCUGUCGUACACGGCGGCCAAUGAAGAGGGUCCGUCUUGGAUGAACCGGCUGCCUCGCGUACAGUCGUUGGCCAAAGGGUCAAUGUCAUUCCGCAAGACCGACGCAGACGAGGUGCGUGAUUCGUCUACUGAGCCGGAAUUCCCUCCUGGAACUCUUCCACCUAUUGGCGUUCCUGGUAACUUUUUGCGACGAGUUCGUGAGGAAGAAUCCGAGACACCCACCGGUCGACCUCCUAGUCGCAAGCCUCGCAGACGUCGUAGGCGGGAUGAUGGAGCUGGAGGCCCGAUCAGCCAGUCAGCCAUUAUGCCUCAAAGGUCGCCCGAGGCUGGUGAGGAGAGUGAGAAAUCAAAGGAGGAAGCCGAGGAGCGGGAGAAGAUUGAACGGGGAGGAUCUCCACCGAACCAUGAGCGUGAUCGGUUUGGCCGAGAACCUGCCUUAGAGGUGUACCUGGAAGGCCAUACGAUGGUCAUUGAAGACGAAGAAGGCAAUGUCCUGAAGACGGAAGAUAUUAGUCAUAAAUCACCUGAGGAACGGCAGCAGCACAUUGAAGAACAAAGGCUGCGGCUGCAGAAGGAUAAGUCGGGCGAACUGUCCAAAUCUCGCAGCCAGCCACAUGAGAAGACGGAAGGAGAAGAAAUCCAGCAUGCAGUGGAAGCUGCGGCCGGGCCCCCGCUAGGAAAAGCUCGCAAGCAGUUCGGCAAAUGGGUCGGUUGGGGCAAAGGCCGCGGCGAGCAAGCGGAAAGCAAGGAGGCGAAGAAAACUGCAGAGAAGAAAUCGACCGAAGAAUCUGGCAAGCAGACCAAGGGCAAAGCUCGGUCGGCUCACGCGUAUCAAUUCGGCAAUACCAUUAUUGUCGAAGAUGAGGACGGCGAAGUCAUCAAAAAGUACUCGAUUCCCGCCCCUGGCAAGCCCGAAACCGGAGCUGCUGGCCUUCGUGGCCUGGGGCGAAUGGGAACCUGGUUUGGCAGAGAUGGCGAGGCGGAGACCUCGCAAGCUGCACAGAGCAGAAAGGACGAGUGGCUAGCGGAUGAUGGACUGCGGUUCACCCUGGCUAACGACGACGAAGUUGGCAAGCGAGGUGUCGGUCACAAGGGUCGCCGCAUGACGAAACACGAGUUCGCCGAGCAGAUCAAGAAUCUGGACCCUAAGGCUCGUCGCCAGUUGGUCGAGGAGACUGACGUUCCCGAGCGUGUGAAGGAUGUCGCUCAGGACGAGGCCGAGCAGCGAGAAUCUCUCCCAGCACAACCUGUUGAAGUGUCGGUAUCGCCUGGGACUGAGAUAGAAUCUCGUGGCAUCGAGCAAUUCGACUCUGACAGCGAGACCACCGACGAUGAAUCCGAACAGGACAUUCCCGGGACCGACGUCGCUGCUUCGCUGGCCAGGAUGACUCGAGGCUCGGCUGCACAGGAGCGACGCAGUCACUUUGAGCCGUCCGACUCGCCUUCCAGGCCUUGGCUGCGUUCGAGAAGAGACUCCGAAGACGAUGGUACCGAGCGUAUCCCACCAGCUCGCCUCCGAGAAGCAGCUGGUCUUGCGCGUCCCCCGCAGGAAGCCGACUUGGACGACACGGGUGAAACACCUGCAGAGCGUCGUCGUCGUCUGGCGGCCCUGGGAGAAUUGGACAACGAUCCGGACUCUGAUGACCCGGGGGGCCCAGUCGAAGACACGGACAGCGAAGACAAUGGUGAAUUCCGCCAAGUGCGAGGAAGAGUUCAGUUCGCGGAUGGUUCUCGGGCGUCUGCGCGAAGAGACGAUGCUGGAAUUGUAAGCGGACUUCCAUCAGGGUCGCCGGAUCAAUCCUCGGGUCGCAACGGACACCGCACACGCAUUUCGUGGGGAGGAGAGAAAGGUCGCGAGAGUUGA